This is a messenger RNA of Knipowitschia caucasica, 1383 nucleotides long. NCBI's taxonomy places the organism in Eukaryota, Metazoa, Chordata, Actinopteri, Gobiiformes, Gobiidae. The record is from the annotation of a GenBank genome assembly.
AUGUGGACUGCUCCUCAUCUGCCUGAAGAGAGCACACGACCACUGAAUCCAAGCACACAGACAGUGGUUCUCAGGCCAGGACGUCACAGAAGACCCAUGACGGCCCCAAAAACCCAGAAAGAAAAGUCGUCCAAGAGAAAAAAGGUGUUGCUCACCAUCCUGUCAGUGGUGGUGCUUCUGGCUAUUCUGGCAACAGCCGCAUACUUCAUUAAAGUGCUCAUAGACAGUAAGUAUUAUUUCUGCAAGCGUUCGUUCAAGUUCAUUCCGAUCGACCUCACCUGUGAUGGGAAGAGCGACUGCGCGGGAGGAGAGGAUGAAGUUACCUGUUUGUCAGCGUUUACAGUUAACGGCACGUUUCCAGUGCGGUUAUGGUCCGAGGAGAGUGUGCUGCAGGUGUUCGCUCCCAGCACAGGAUGGAGGAGCGUGUGCAGUGACGGCUGGACUGCGGAGCACACGCAGACUGCAUGUAAACAACUGGGAUACACAAAUAAACCACAAAGCAGUAAAGUUCCAGUGAGGUCCCUCCCAACAGGAUCAGGGCCAUUUACAGCAGUCAGAGCUGGAACUGGAAAAACUCCAGUUCAUCAGGCUACAAACAUUCGAAACAGUGUGUGCCAAACUGGCUCUGUGGUGGCUCUCUCCUGUUCAGACUGUGGUCAGGUGGACUCUCGGGAGCGGAUAGUCGGAGGCACCGACGCGGACAUAGAGGACUGGCCGUGGCAGGUCAGCCUGCAGCAGGGCGGACAGCACACCUGUGGAGGCGCACUGGUCACACCGCGAUGGGUCGUCACAGCGGCCCACUGCUUUACUGGGAAUAUAAAGCAGCUGAGUCGCUGGAAGGUGGUGUCAGGUCAUACGUACAUGGGUUCAAUGGCAGCUUCCACCGUGGACAGGAUCAUUAUCAAUGGAGAAUAUGACGAGGCUCGGAAUGACUACGACAUUGCCUUGAUGAGACUCUACAGUCCCAUAUCUGUCGGAGACUCUCGCAGACCUGUUUGCUUACCCCCUAAAGCGCUUGGUCUCACAGAUGGAGCAACAAUGGCAGUUACAGGCUGGGGGUACCUUGAGGAAAAUGGCAAGGUUUCCUCUAGACUUCAGCAGGCCACCAUUCCACUGAUUAGUCGAACCAAAUGUUCAAAGUCCACCGUUUAUGGAAGUGCCAUAACUGAGCGGAUGCUGUGUGCAGGACUGUUGGAAGGGGGUGUGGAUGCUUGCCAGGGUGACAGUGGGGGGCCACUGGUGCACCUCUCCUCCUCCAAGCACUACCUGGUGGGGGUGGUGAGCUGGGGAGUGGGAUGUGCCAGGAGGGGGAAACCUGGAGUAUACUGCAAUGUGGAAGAGAUGAUGAACUGGAUUAACUUGGUCAUUGAGAAAAAUCCUUGA